Molecule: messenger RNA, 2411 nt
Organism: Paraphaeosphaeria sporulosa
Lineage: Eukaryota; Fungi; Ascomycota; Dothideomycetes; Pleosporales; Didymosphaeriaceae
Exons: 3
Coding region: 287-2377 (696 amino acids)
Source: RefSeq, a predicted model, not a curated record
UUGAUUAACGUACCGUUGUACGCAAGUGGGCAGGGACGAGAAUAGGCUAGACCAGCCCUACUGCAGCCCAAGACGUCUGCAGCUGGAAGACGCGUUUCGACGAAACAAAUCGACCCCAGCCCAAGGCCUUGGAGAUUCCGUUAUCGUGUAAAUACGGUGCUUACUGCAUGUGGAUUAUGGCACUGGGGUCCUGGAAGAUGUUGUGGGAUGGAGCGCGGGAUAUAUGAUCGACAGGCCGCGAUGAGCAAAGCUGAAUACUUUGAGUGCUUGAUCAAUCUCGUAGACAAUGGCUUCGCCGGCUGAUGUCUCGUACGCCGAUGUCUUCAUCGGCUCCUGGAAAGACGCCUCCAGGGGCUCGAUCAAGGGGACCAACAUUACAGUUUCCUCUAAGAAUGGUGUCAUUCUCGUCGCCUUCCUUGCUCUCUUCGUUCAGUUCGCUGGCCAGCAUCUCUGGGGCAUCGCUGCGUUCCUCUGGUACCAGCUCCGACUUUCCGGGCGACCGAAAUACAAUGCUGCUCUGAGGUAUCAGCAGGACAUGUCCAUCAGGAACAAUGGUUCGCCAGGCCAAACGCUGUGGACGCUGACUCGCAUCGCGUGGGCAUGGCGACAUGCCAAGGGCCACAAGAAAGAGAAGCAGGCGUGGUGGAGGGUGAGCGGGCUGCCAAUCUUUGUGCCGUUGAUAUUCAUGGUUCUGUUGACUGCCACGGGCAUUUUGUCAUCCAACAUCAUGGAGACCAGCAAAGUAGACAUCUUACUAAGAGGAGAUGAAUGUGGGAUCUGGGAGGUUCCAGACGCGAAUACAGUCAAGGCCAGCGACAACGAUUUCAUGAUUGAGAAUGCCAAAUACAUUGGUGGUGUCACGGAGUUCGGUCGCAUCUAUGCCCGCGCCUGUUACAACACCACUGGGGAUGUCAACUCGCCCAUGUGCGAGGCCUUCACAACCAAGGCGAUCCCCUACACCUCUCACACGAAUGCAUCGUGUCCAUUCGACAACCAGACUUGUAUCUAUGGGAACGAGAACUUGCGAAUGGACACCGGCAAUAUGGACACCAACGACGUGCUCGGAAUUAACACGCGCAAGGACAACGUUCACUUCCGCAAAGUGACUACAUGUGCACCUCUGCAGCCUGAUUUAUGGACGACCAGGGAGAACACCACCAGUCCGAUGGGGAAGGACGAGUACCGCAUAAAAUGGAAUUGGGGCACCAUACCCUGGUACAACGACACGGACUAUGUUGCAGAGGCAGACAGCGACAACACCAAUCGCCUGUCUAAGGGCUUCACGGGUUACUCGAUGGUAACGCAGAGAUAUUACCGCCUCGAUUCACGCCUGCCUUUCCCAAGCUCUUCAUCAUUCAUACCGCGCAAAGAAUUCAACACGUCUGAUGGAGACAUAUACUUCAUGUUUCUCGCUGCACAUGCAGUCAACUUCGCUAAACCCAUCGACGACCCCUGGUUCUCCGCCCACCGCGCCAAUCCCGGGCCCCUAAACCGCACUUACUACUUCAGCGACCACCUGCUCUCGCCCCUAGGCUGCGUCGAGCAAUUCCAAUUCUGCAAUCCCAAGAAAGGCGACGCACCCGACGCAUGCACCACCCUCUCCGGCAUCGUCCCUGCUACCGCAGCCGCAAAAUUCGACCUCGACUUGACGCCCAUGCAGUCCGCCAUCGUGGAUCUCCUCAUCAACGCCGUCUACGCCAACAACGCUAUCAUCCUCCAGCCCAUCAAGCUCCUCGCAGAUGACACGAGCAACGAUGGCGUGCAAAUGCCGCUCCCGAGAAACCAGUGGGUCAUUGAGCUGCAGGAUAUGCACAACCGCGUGCUCACCGAGAUCCAACGCAUAAUCGUCGACUACGCGCGCGGGCCCUCGUCGGCAGCCGCAAAGCAGUUCCUCGUUGUACCCGACAGUAACUACCGGAACUUGUGUAGCAUGAUUAGAGCAAGGACGAGCGGGAAGUUUAGCAGCAUCAAUACGUAUGGGCUUGCGCUAACGGUGGGCCUGGGUACACUGAUCAUUCUCGCGAAUAUCUUUCUGGAGAGCAUGAUUCGGUGCUUCCAGCGGCACAGGAAGGCGCAGCAUAGGGGCGUGGAUACGUGGGUUGAGGAUGGCCUGCUGCAGGUGCAUAGGAGGACGUUGGUGCUUGCUGAGAUGGAAGAGUGGGAGGGUAGGAACGAUGCAGUGCCGACCACGAGACAUUGGUGUUCGCUGGCGAGGAAUGGGCCAAUGGAGACGAAGCGAGUGGAGGAAACGAAAAGGCCUUCGAUACACGUGGAGGAUGUUGAUGCUGUGAGGAGGGUUGAUACGGAUGAGACGCUGGCGCUUGAUAGUCCUGGGGAGGCGGGAUCGAAGGAUAGGAAAGGGGACGCAGGGAAGUGAGCUUCAUUAGGGCAUGUGGGUGAGUAGGUUUCUU